Molecule: messenger RNA, 494 nt
Organism: Drosophila grimshawi
Lineage: Eukaryota; Metazoa; Arthropoda; Insecta; Diptera; Drosophilidae
Exons: 2
Coding region: 16-207 (63 amino acids)
Source: RefSeq, a predicted model, not a curated record
UGCACUCAGCUGAACAUGUGGACGACUGCUGUUCUGCUCGUGGCAUGCCUCUGGCUGCUUUGCCAGCUAUUGAUUGUUUCUGCGGCAACGCCAUCGGCAAUCUGGAGCCUCAAUCAACUGGGCGCUUACUUCAAUGGCAUCUUUCGCUCGAUUGUGGGACCGCUCUUUGGGUUUGGUGAUGGUGCCAAUAAUAGCACAAGUAAUUAGUCUGUUACCUAUUUUGAAUUUUUUUUCCUUCUUGCAACGCUUACCGCACCAAUCCAAAAGGCACCGGCAACUUCUCCACGAUGUCCACGGCACAAUCGCUCAGCUGCUUGAGUAAAUAUUGAGCUGCAUAGAAACCGGCGGGGCCAGCGCCGACAAUGCAAAUUCGCUUUGUGGCACCUGUUGUCGCCUGUUGCACAUUUUGUGUUUUAAUUGCACUUGUACUAAAGUUAUUGCUGUAUAAGUUUAAUAGUAAUUUUCGUCUCGAAUAUAUAAAAUUGCGCAUUAAA